UUCAGGUCCAGUAUGCAUCAUCUCAACACAGUCGCUCUGAGGACGUUCAAACACACUCGGUUGUUCCCUAAAUACUGUAAAUUCACCGUGAAAUCUAACCGAGCGGAUCCGCGCGAUUCUCUACUUGAAUAACAUGGGUUAAGAUGUUUGGAUAACUCUGCACGAGGAUGGAGACACGGAUAUUGUGUUUCGACAGGACAGAAAUCACAGAAGGGCUUUAAUAUCUUCUUCGGUUCUUCUCUUUUGUUGUGUGUGAGAGAUGAUCGCAGUGUUUGUGUGCAGCGCGGCGGCUUUCAUCCUGUACGUCAACACACUGGACGCGGACUUCUGCUAUGAUGACAGCCGUGCUAUCAAAACCAACCAGGACCUUCUCCCCGAAACGCCUUGGAUCAACAUCUUCUAUGAUGACUUCUGGGGCACGCUUCUCACCCACAGCGGCAGCCACAAGUCGUACCGGCCACUCUGCACGCUCUCCUUCCGCCUCAACUAUGCCCUGAGCGGCCUGAACCCCUGGAGCUAUCACCUGAUCAAUGUGCUCCUCCACUGCGCCGCCGCUGCGCUCUUCUCCAGCUUCUCCGGCCUGCUGCUGGGGUCGGGCCGCUGGAGCCUGCUGGCCGGGCUUCUCUUCGCCGCUCACCCCAUACACACCGAGGCCGUGGCGGGCAUCGUGGGUCGGGCCGACGUAGGAGCAGCUCUUUUCUUCCUCUUGGCCCUGCGCUGCUACAUACGGUACUGCUCCCUGAGGACGAGCGGUGCGCACGGGCGGAGCUGGCCGUGGUUUGUGAGCACGUUGGCGUGUGCUUCCUGUAGCAUGCUGUGGAAGGAGCAGGGCGUGACGGUACUCGCUGUGGCGGCCGUGUAUGACGUGUUUGUCUUCCAUCGGCUGAAGUUGCAGCAGGUUCCCGCACUCUUCUGCAAGAAGAAGAAUCUGCCGCUGCUGUCGAGUGUGUUUGUGUUGGGCUGUUGGGGAAUCUUUCUUCUGGCCGGUCGUCUCUACUGGAUGGGCAACAAACCUCCAAACUUCUCCAACUCUGACAAUCCUGCAGCAGACUGCCCCUGUUUCCUGUCCAGAACUCUCACCUUCUUCUACCUGCCAGCCAUGAACAUUUGGCUGCUCCUCUGCCCUGUCAUGCUGAGUUUUGAUUGGUCGAUGGAUGCUCUGCCACUUGUGAGGAGCGUUGCUGAUUGGAGGAACCUCCACACCGUUGCCUUCUACGGCUCGCUGCUGGCGCUGGCGUGGUUCGGUCUCCGCAGCAGCUCAACCAAAGGCAAGGAGACCAACGGGAAAGUCCAUCAUGUAGCAAACGGGAAAUCCACGAACGGACACGGCUGUAGCUCUGAUCAUGAACACUCGACACUUUAUUCAAACGGAACUAAUGGUACUGUAAAACACCAUGUGUCGUCUUUACCCACCACUGAGAGUCUGGUGCUGUUCUCAUUGGGUCUGCUGGUCGUUCCCUUCAUCCCAGCCACCAACCUCUUCUUCUACGUGGGCUUUGUGGUGGCCGAGCGAGUGCUAUACAUCCCCAGUAUGGGCUUCUGUCUGCUGGUAGCGGUGGGGAUGAGAUCUUUAUUUGUCAGACUGAGAAGGAAGUCCUCCAGAACACUCCUGAUGGGCUCCUGUGCUGCUCUGGUGCUUCUCUUUGGGAUGAAGACGGUUCUGAGGAAUCAUGACUGGCACAACGAGGAGAUGUUGUACAGGUCAGGGAUAUCUGUGAACCCUGCGAAAGCAUGGGGUAACCUGGGAAACGUCCUGAAGAACCAGGGGAAGGUGUUGGAGGCAGAGCGAGCGUACAGGAACGCUUUGUACUACCGCAGGAACAUGGCUGACAUGCUGUAUAACCUCGGUCUGCUGCUGCAGGAAAACAACAGAUUCUCAGAGGCUCUUCAUUACUAUAAACUGGCCAUCGGGAGCAGACCCACUCUGGCCUCCGCCUACUUGAACACUGGGAUCGUCCUGAUGAAUCAGGGUCGUCUAGAAGAGGCCAAGCGCACCUUUCUCACCUGUUCUGAUAUCCCAGAUGAAAACCUGAAGGAUCCUCAUGCACACAAGAGCUCCGUCACCAGCUGCCUGUAUAAUCUGGGAAAACUGCUUCAUGAACAAGGUCAUCAGGAGGAGGCCAUAUCUGUGUAUAAAGAAGCCAUACAGAAGAUGCCCAGACAGUUUGCCCCACAGAGUCUGUAUAAUAUGAUGGGAGAGGCUUACAUGAGGCUCAACAAACUGACGGAGGCUGAGAUCUGGUAUAAAGAAUCGCUGCGAGCCAAACCAGACCAUAUACCUGCACACCUCACUUACGGCAAACUGCUGGCCAUGACGGGUCAGAAACCGGAAGCGGAGAAGUUCUUUCUGAAGGCCAUCGAGCUCGAUCCUACUAAAGGAAACUGCUAUAUGCAUUAUGGUCAGUUUUUGCUGGAGGACUCGAGACUUUUGGAAGCUGCUGAAAUGGCACAGAAAGCCGCCCAAUUGGACAGUGAAGAAUUUGAUGUGGUUUUCAGUGCAGCUCAUAUGCUCAGGCAAGCGAGCCUCAACGAUGCAGCUGAGAAAUACUACAGACAAGCAGCGAGUCUGAGAUCUAAUUAUCCUGCAGCCCUCAUGAAUCUUGGAGCCAUUCUCCAUCUGAACGGGAAACUCCAGGAGGCCGAGGCCAAUUACCUGAGAGCCUUGCAGCUGAAACCAGAUGACACCAUCACUCAGUCCAACCUGAGGAAGCUGUGGAACAUCAUGGAGAAACAGGGCUUGAAGACUCUUGGACACCUUUGACUAAUGAGCACCUCCACUGAGGUUUUGAGAGAAACGUUCUCUCUGCUCUCACUACUGAGGUAAUCUACAGUCUAGGACAGACUGAGGAAGUCUUCAGAACCUUACAGUACCUCUUGGGAUGUUUGAAAUGAGCACUGUACAUUUGGUAAAAUAGAGAACUUCUGGAAGACGUUAAAAUUGUAGAGCUCCUCAGACCUGUCAAGAACUUCUAUUUGCUCUUCAGAGAGCCUUGAGUCCUCAAAAGGAGUUCUCCACUUGAAGUAGCCCAUAGAUACAUACUUGAAGUCUCAUAUUGAUUAGGUUUGUAAUUAGUUAGUUAAAGGGCAAUAUUUGCUCUGAGGCUGAAUAACAUUAUGAUUGAAUGAGCAUGUGAAGCUUGUCUCUCCAUGUACAGUACAUUUCAAUGUCAAUGAGUUCAUUCAUAUAACUGGAAUCAUUCAUAUUUAUUGAGUACAUCAUAGCUUACGGACCAUUUAUUUUCAUGCACAAAGGUGAUGCAUGAUUUUAUGCCAUCUAAACUGAUCAACAAAAUAACAAAUUAAAAGGCCAUGAAACACGUCCUAAAUCGUUCUCACUCACAGUAAAAACCACAAAAACUGUCCAUUGUGUCAAAUAAGUGACAUUGUAUUGACACUGUACAUACUCACCAUGGAUCAUAUUAGACGCCUUUGUGUUGAACACGGAUUCGUACACAUCCCAUCAGUGUCACGUGAAUCCAAACGUACCAUACCCACAACAUUAGAUAAAUACUGGGAUCAUGGAAUUGGAUCCAUCUUGCCAAAAAUGACAUGAAUCCUGAAAGAAACAUUGGAUAAGCUCUGUCGCCUGAAAGAAAUGUUCUCGCGAGCUCUCUUUGCCUUACUUUGUCCAAACUUGUUCUGUAGCAGAAAAACACUUGGCUUGUUUUCCUCGUUGCUUUACUAACAUAACAGCUAAUGGAUCACAAACGGUUAUUUCACAUUCAGCUGGUUUGGACAGAUCCAUGGAUGUCAACUAGUUCUAAUGGUCUCGUUUGCAGUCUGGUCGAAUAUAGAAGCAAAUCUUUGACUGAAAACACUUAACCAAAUACAAAACGUUUCACUCUUGCACUCAUCUUACAAAAUACAGCCAUAGAUUUAAAAGGGAUUGUUUGUAUGUAAUAUUGCUUUAAUAUUAUUUUCUAUGUUUGAGUGUUUAAAUUUAACCUAAUAUAUAAAAAUGACACAUUACAGUAUGAUGUUUUUUUCUCAAACACAGAAAAACGGUGAGCCAGAAUCACAAUAUGCGAAUUUCGUGUUCUUCAGUCGUGUUUUCGUUCUUGCAAUUACUUUGUCCCUGAUGUGAGGAUAGAUUGCGUUUGAAAAGCUCUUAUUUUGUGAUCACACAAGUUCCACAUUGGUUUUGAUAUGAAGGUUUUUUCUGGUGAUAUCAACCGACUCAUUUUAAAGGUCUAGUGAAUGCAGUGCUGGACAGCCGAAUCAGUAUUAACUUAUUCCCGUUGUGUUUGUUUUGGGAAAAAAGAAAACAGCUGGCACUGUGUUAUAUAUACAAGUGUAUAAAAGAUUUCUGAAUUGAGAUGCCCUUUGUUAAAACAUAUUUUGAUUAAGUAAUUCAUCUGGAGUUUUAUUCACACGUGUGUAACAGGAGCGCUGUGUUUUUACAGGGGGUGUUCAGCAGUGGGAAUUUCUGGAAUAAAACCGGAAUUUGCCCUGCAUGUGUCUUGACAGUGUCCCAAAAAAAGCUCUCUGUCUCUUCAUGUUUUACUUUAUUGUGUCUUCUCUCUUCCCAAAGAAAUGCAAACAAUAUAUUCAAUAAUAGAAACGACAAAUUUAAUGUAGGGAAUCUCAUGAAGAAAUGUCCGGGUCAUAUUUCACCCUAAAAUCAUAAGUAAAGCAAUAUAUUUUGCAAAAAAUAAAAUGAAACCUAUUUUAGGACUAUUACAAUAUGACGUGAUUUCCAUGACCGAGAUUAAAUGUACUUUACAGUUUAUAUAUAUAUAUACUGUGACGAGGGCGGGGCUGGGCUGUGAGGACACACGGCCGGCGCUGGAUCGGGCUACUCAGUGGGGAGGGGGAUAAAGACGAGCCAGAGGCACCAGUUCAAGAGAGAGAGAGAGACGCACGCGGCCGCGUUGCAUGUGUGUCUGUGUUUAUGUUUGUUUUAUGUUUAUUAAACCUUUGUUGACUGUUUAGCCAGUUCCCACCUCCUCCUUGCCCAUCCUUUAUCCGUUAAAUUCCUGGGU
Molecule: messenger RNA, 4982 nt
Organism: Myxocyprinus asiaticus (Chinese sucker)
Lineage: Eukaryota; Metazoa; Chordata; Actinopteri; Cypriniformes; Catostomidae
Gene: tmtc2b
Product: transmembrane O-mannosyltransferase targeting cadherins 2b
Exons: 12
Coding region: 260-2761 (833 amino acids)
Biological process (GO): protein O-linked glycosylation via mannose
Cellular component (GO): endoplasmic reticulum membrane
Molecular function (GO): protein binding; mannosyltransferase activity
Source: RefSeq, a predicted model, not a curated record